Ornithodoros turicata is the source of this 3620-nucleotide messenger RNA. RefSeq lists its product as uncharacterized. NCBI's taxonomy places the organism in Eukaryota, Metazoa, Arthropoda, Arachnida, Ixodida, Argasidae. The transcript has 7 exons. The record is from RefSeq and is a predicted model, not a curated record. Bases 1073 to 2515 code for a protein of 480 amino acids.
GUUACGUAGCGGGAGUGCCUAUAGUUGAUUUAAAAGAUUAUUGAGAAUGAAAUGGAAGAUUUUUUCUUACAUGGAAUAUAUACAUAAACUGUUAGAGAGUGCUAGGUAAGCCCGAGAUGCAGUCCCAAAAAGAAAAUUCAUUUUUACAUGGAACACAUACAACAGACCUGUAUAAGAGAUAAAAAGAAUUAUUCAUAACAGAGAACAUGUAUACACACAAAAGGUAUCAUCAACAGCCAGCCUAACUGACCUAUCAUAAUAGUGACCGUCGCAUCAUUAAAUUACGCUGCCCUGGACAGCAUGCUAUUCCACUACCACGAUCAACUGAAACUCUGUGUAACGACUGAAAUUGAGUGUGUGUGGGGGGGUCACGACAUCUGGAUCCCCUCCCCCAGACCCUGUCCCUGGUUGAAUAGUAUGCUGGUGGGAUGGCAACAACAGCUGUUUCACUUGGCACAACGCGCAAGAUCGAAAUGUUACGCAUCUGCUUACCUUUUCCCCCUCAUUGAUGCGAACAUCUAUGUAGAAUAUUAUAUCUAGUUCAUUAACACGUCGUGACAAAGGCAGCUUCAACUGCAACAAUGAUUAAACUCACUUUGAGAAAUUAGUUUAACACUAGCAUAAAUACCACAUUUUAAUUUUUUUUCCUUUUUAUGUUGUCUGAUUUAUUUUCUACUUUAUCACUUUGUGACUUCUCCCAACAUCUCAAUACAUCACUGUUAUGAACACAUUGCACAUCAAAUAUAGAAAAUACAAGGUGUAAUUAUGUGAUGGCUAACAUUUGCUCGAAAACGAAGCCUUCAAUGGUGUUUUGAAAUGCGGACGCGUCCAUACCCUUCUUUUGUCCCAAAGAUGCUUCGUCAUUCUCGUUCUCACAUUUUUCUUUUACGAAAUCUAUGGUUGUCGCAUCGAAAAAUAGCACAGCUCGUCAUCUUUCAACACCGCUAGCACGAAAAGUGACCAUCAGUGGGAGGAGCUUACGAGAAUGUCACGUCACUGCCACGUCACAAUGUGACGUAGGUGAAAGCUCCCUAUAGCAUAGCUCUUGAUUUCCACGUCUUUUACGGUCAACAUGCUGGUGCUUGACAGGUUGCCUUUACAACCCCUGAUACCCUACCAAACUGUAAGCCAAUACGGGUUCAAGUAUACACUUGUGCCAUACAACCCAGACGAAGGCGCAGGAGCUACCGACAAGGCCACACAGACAGCUGUUCCAACUUUCACUCUUGGAACACAGACUCACCUGCACCGUCCUAGAGUGUCUACACAGGCUUCACAGGCUUCUGUAAAUCCUGCCAGUAAGGUGUCACUGGAUUCAGCAAGCAGCAGCAGUUGCAUGCCCGAGUGUGGCGACAGCAGCAUGGGCAGCCACUUUGAGAUGACACCACCAAACAUGUCAAGCUCACAGGUUCCUGCCUUGCCUCUCGACACCAGCCAACCGUUGCUAAGGAGCUCCACCCCGAUACCAAAGGAGCUCAACAUAACUGUUGAGUCUGAAUACCCAUGUGAUCCGCAUGACACGACAUUUCAGCUCUCCAGUGUCUCAGAAAGCACAGACUCUGACGAGUUUGAGAACGAGGAGCCGUUCAGGUUGCAGCAUACAUCCCAUACUCGUAAAACGUGUGCUGCAGAUGAGAGGCUGUUUAUCGUAGCGGAAUCUUGUUUAAGAGAGCUGCUAUCAGUGUGUCCUUCAUGCCAGCGAGAUGAUGUUGAAGCUGAUAUCACUCUCAAGGGUACCUGUGUAAGAGCAAAGAUGACUUGCGGUUGCCAAAAACAAAGGCUGUGGUACAGCCAGCCAUGGGUGGGCAAUAGGCCACUGGGGAAUGUUUUGCUGUGCUGCGGGAUACUUUUCUCUGGUACAAACAUUGCCAAAGCCCUCCGAAUGCUGAAAAUUAUGGGAGUCCCAGCACUCAGGAGGUCUCAGUUCUACAAAACGCAGCAAUGUUAUUUGUUUCCUGCAGUAAACAAUGUAUACGAGACGAAGCAGCAACAACUGCUGGAGGAGCUGCGCCCAGUGCCUUUAACACUUGCUGGUGAUGGGAGGUGUGAUUCUCAGGGUCACACAGCUCUCUAUGGCACGUAUACAUUACUGGAGACCACUGCCAAUCGCAUUGUACACUUCGAGUUAGUCAAGGUCACAGAGGUGACAAGCAGCAACGCCAUGGAGAAGCAUGGGCUACAAAGGUGUCUUGCAUUUCUCGAGGUGCAUGACAUGGUAGUAGACAUGCUUGUCACGGAUCGGCACACAGGCAUCAAAGCCAUGAUGAGAGACUUGUGCCCCCACAUUAAGCAUCAAUUUGAUGUGUGGCAUGUUGUCGAAGGUGAAAUCACAGUGAAAAUGAAGCUUACAGAAAAACUUUACAUGUGUGCUUAUAACAGGUAUCAAGAAGAAACUUCUUGCUCUCGGUCGCGCAGCAAAGCAUCAGGUGGUGCAGCUGUGGAUCGAGAGUAUAGUUUGGCAUGCCUACUGGUGCCAACCGACACCCUGUUGACACCCUGUAUGGAUAAGAAGUAAACAAAUUUCAGAAGUGAUAUUGAAGCUCGAGGGAGGGGCCCUAACCCCUCCUUGCCCCCCUCUGGGUACAACCAUGGAAAGCAACCUAUAUUGACACUAGACUACAAAGGUUCCUAACACUGUAAGCCGUGAAAAUUUCCUACCUGAUUGCUUCAGACAAGUUGCUCCUAUAUUCAUUUGACAAACUACGCCCUUUUGCAUAGGUGAUACCUGCAAGAAACAAUGCAUGUGUAGUAGAUAAAUGCAAAAAAAGUGUGUGAGAGAAAGAUUUGGAAAUUUGCUAUGUUCAUCAGUAGAAUCAGUAGCGCCAAUCUUAUGGCAUUGCGUGUUUGCGUAAAGCUGUCUACUGGUCAUACUGGUAUUCUGUUGAAGCUUUCCCUAUUUGUGGGAAUUUCCACCAUGUUCUCCUAGAAAUAUUGAUGCAAAGUAAUGAAGAUAAGGGCUUGUUCUAUGCAGACGCACGGUCUUUGCUACAGACAUGUGGGAUGGCCCUGAAAAGGGCCUUUUUUUCCUUAGACGAGGGGUAAGUGAAGAUCUCGACGUAGAUCAGCUUAUGUGGAUCUUCGUGUCUGUCAUCUCCUCCUGGCACAAUGAUGAUGAAUGGAAUGCCUCUGCCCACCAGGUUGACAACCUUCCAAUGCUUCCUGGGGUGGAUGCCGAGAACAGCAUCUUUCAGAAGUCCAUCCAAGACUAUGUUCUUCCUGCAGUGGUGUCGGCAACAAUUUUUUAUCCCUGUAAGCAUUCGGUACCAAUUAAAUGGUGACAGGCGCAUGUGAUGCAUAGGAUGAAGAGCCAAAAUGCUGAAAUGUUAUCUAAGGACCGGGGAACAUAACAUUCUUGAAUGCAAAUAAAUAAAAAGUUGUGUAACAAAAACAAUACAUUACUUUUCACGGGAAGUAGCCUGUGUAUGUGGCAGAUGGGGACAGGUUCCGAAUAGUGCGCACAACACAGCCUGGAAUCUGACGCCUGUUCCUUGGGCCAAGGUACCCCUAUAUCCAAUUGGUGAAACGUGCAUAUGCUGCAUAUCUGAUGCACCUGUCAAAAUUAAUUGAAAUGCAAGUCAAUCCUACGUUUUUUUUUAUAUGUGUGUCAGAACAAAAUGUCG